UUAUUUCCCCGCUCUGCUUUGCCCUCAAUCCAAUCCAAUCUCAAUCACUACGAUCGGAACUUCUCCGUAGCUUUAACGAUAAUAUAUUACGAGUCCCCAUACGAGUCUCGACGGAAUCUCUACGCCUCUUCGUCGAUCGGAGUUUCUCUCGCUUGCCGGCGGACGGUGAAUAACCCUAACUCCGGUCGGGUGACUGGACGAGGUCUGCGAGGGUUCUUGGUCAAUGGUCACAGAUUGACCCGACUCCUCGUUCGGGUUGAGUGGAAGAGAAUGGAGGGCAAGCGAUGGUUAUUGGUGGGAAUGUUAGUAGCUCUACUUGCUUCUACGUCUUGUGCCAGAGAGUUGAAGAUAAGGGAAUAUGUUGGGGAUGGGGUUGAUCCUUCUCCGGUUUACAAUCACACCCUCGCUAUGAUAUUGGUGGAGUAUGCCUCCGCGGUGUAUGUUUCAGAUAUGACUGAGCUAUUUACCUGGACUUGUUCAAGAUGCAAUGGUUUGACGGCGGGGUUUGAAGUUGUGGAGCUGAUAUUUGAUGUACAACACUGCUUAGAGGCAUAUGUUGGAGUUGCUCAGGAUCUUAACGCUAUAGUUAUUGCCUUCCGAGGAACUCAGGAACACAGGCAUGUAUCUUCUAUUGGCUUAUUAUUUAUACUAGGCUUACAGAAUUGGAUUUCAGACCUCUACUGGAAACAACUUGAUUUAGACUAUCCCGGAAUGCCUGAUGCAAUGGUGCAUCAUGGUUUCUAUUCUGCAUAUCACAACACGUCGAUACGGUCUGGAAUUCUAAAAGCCAUUAAAAAAGCAAAGCAGUAUUACGGGGAGCUAGAUAUAAUGUUGACGGGCCAUUCAAUGGGUGGAGCCAUUGCUGCGUUCUGUGCACUUGAUCUUGUAGUUAACCGUGAAGCCGAGAAUGUUCAGCUGAUGACAUUUGGACAACCCCGCAUCGGCAAUGCAGUCUUUGCAACCUACUACCAGGAGCUUGUGCCUAACGCAAUCAGAGUCGUAAAUGGACGUGAUAUUGUACCUCAUUUGCCACCAUACUAUUCUAUAUUCCCAACGAAGACAUACCAUCACUUUGCCAGAGAGGUGUGGUUGUAUAACCUUGGAUUGGGAAGUCUCGUUUAUACAGUCGAGAAGGUCUGCGACGACUCUGGCGAAGACCCUACUUGCAGCAGGUCGGUGUUAUGGACUAGCGUUUCGGACCAUUUGUCCUACUUCGGUGUCGAUUUGUGCGGAGACGUAGACUUGUCCUGUGGAAUUGUAAUGGCGCCUGCUUUGAAGGAGUUCAGCACCACCGAUCUGGAGGGCAACCUCGUGCUUUCAAGAGUUCCUGCCUCCCCUAUACUGAAGAUGAAAACCGAAGAAACUAAUACACACAGUCAUUCGUAGCAUUUUCGACCUCCGAAAUUUUAAGGGCAGUGUUUGGUCGGCGGUUACUUGGAGAAGAAGGAAUCUUUAAUCUUGUACAUAGAUGAUGCUAUCCUAGGAAUGUAUACGUCCCACUCUCCCUCCCCAAAACCAUGGGAAUAGCCUUUGUAAUUACAUACAUAUCUUCGUGUACAGUUUGUAUUGUAACCUGACGUUAGUAAACCCUAUUCUCUUUCGAAUCGAACGGAUUCUGUAAUCGUUUCCUCUAAUCAAUCCCUUCAUUCAGAAAUCCUUUGAAUCUCCUUGGCAAUGUAUAGAAUUGUAGGCAGAAUGAUGGGCAAUCAAAUAAGCAUUGGCAUUGAAAAAAAAUGGACGAUCGUCAUGGGAAAUUGAGUAAUCAACCAAUUCAAAACAAUAGAAACCAUGAACAUUCAGAUUAGCGAUUUCGUUUUCACAUUGCCUUGCCAAUUUCCGCCGACGAACCUUCCAAUUUCCCCUCCUCCACCUUGCUAUCACCGUCCUUCUGCUGCAGCUUCGUCUCCGGAGCUUCUGAUUCAACGGCGGCCGUGCCUUCCUUCGCUACCUCCACCACCGCCGCGGCGGCGGCGGCUUUCUCUCCCCCAUCUGCAGCGGCAUUGUGAACGUUCAAUUCCGGUAGUGCAUCGUCGCUCCCCGCCGACUCAGCCCGCGGGGAACCAUACUCCGAAUCGUCGCCAUCCGAUUUCGCGUCGCCGAUGGCGGCGGCGAUGAGUUCCGCGUCUUUGUGCGACGAGAACACCCCGCUCGGCGACCCUCGGGAUAUCAAUUUCCCCGGCUCCGCUUCUCGCUUCGCCUCCCCCGCGGCCGCAUUGCCGUUGUCAUCGCUUGAUAAGUUUUGAUUCGGCAGCGGCGGCGACGGCGAUGACAUGUCGUCUUCUCGCCUGUCCUUGCUCGCGCCUCCUGUAUUCUUCUUGGCGGUCGAUUUCUUUCGUGUCACGGCGGUGGGAGCGGUGGCCGUGGCGACGGCGUGUUUCGAUUUCCCGCAACCCAUUUUUUUUUACCCCGGGCGGCGGCGGGUGGAGGAGGGGGAAAUUGCGGGUAAAAAGCUUUUCUUCUUCCCUACUCUUAAGUUAUUGAUUUUGGUUUUAAAAAGCGGAUUAUGGUUCUUAAUCGCGAUUAUGUAUACACAGCGAUUGAGUUUAGUUUCCCU
Messenger RNA from Linum tenue, 2554 nucleotides. NCBI's taxonomy places the organism in Eukaryota, Viridiplantae, Streptophyta, Magnoliopsida, Malpighiales, Linaceae. The record is from the annotation of a GenBank genome assembly.